Messenger RNA from Acanthosepion pharaonis, 1938 nucleotides. The record is from the annotation of a GenBank genome assembly. Lineage: Eukaryota; Metazoa; Mollusca; Cephalopoda; Sepiida; Sepiidae.
AUGCCUGUCUGUCUGUUUUUCUAUCUAUCUAUCAUCUAUCUAUCUAUCUAUCUAUCUAUCUAUCUAUCUAUCUAUGUACAUAUUUUAUCUAUCUAUCUAUCUAUCUAUCUAUCUAUCUAUCUUUGUAUAUCUAUCUAUCUAUCUAUCUAUCUACGUGUAUAUUUUAUCUAUCUAUCUAUCUAUCUAUCUAUCUAUCUAUCUAUCUAUCUUUGUAUGUCUGUCUAUCUAUCUAUCUAUCUUUGUAUGUCUGUCUGUCUAUCUAUCUAUCUAUGUAUCUAUCUAUCUAUCUAUCUAUAUAUUUUAUCUAUCUAUCUAUCUAUCUAUCUAUCUAUCUAUCUAUCUAUCUAUCUAUCUAUCUAUCUUUGUAUGUCUGUCUAUCUAUCUAUCUAUCUACCUAUCUAUCUACCUAUAUAUUUUAUCUAUCUAUCUCUGUCUGUCUGUCUGUCUAUCUAUCUACCUAUCUAUCUAUUUAUCUAUCUACCUAUAUAUUUUAUCUAUCUAUCUAUCUAUCUAUCUAUCUAUCUAUCUAUCUAUCUAUCUAUCUUUGUAUGUCUGUCUAUCUAUCUAUCUAUCUAUCUAUCUAUCUAUCUAUCUAUCUAUCUAUCUAUCUACCUACAUAUUAUAUCUAUCUAUCUAUCUAUCUAUCUAUCUAUCUAUCUAUCUAUCUAUCUAUCUAUCUAUCUAUCUAUAUAUUUUAUCUAUCUAUCUAUCUAUCUAUCUAUCUAUCUAUCUAUCUUUGUAUGUCUAUCUAUCUAUCUAUCUAUCUAUCUAUCUAUCUACAGCAUCAUUUCUAUGGGUGUUCUUUCUGUAGAUAUUAUAUCUAUCUAUCUAUCUAUCUAUCUAUCUAUCUAUCUAUCUAUCUACAGCAUCAUUUCUAUGGGUGUUCUUUCUGUAGAUAUUAUAUCUAUCUAUCUAUCUAUCUAUCUAUCUAUCUAUCUAUCUAUCUAUCUACAGCAUCAUUUCUAUGGGUGUUCUUUCUGUAGAUAUUAUAUCUAUCUAUCUAUCUAUCUAUCUAUCUAUCUAUCUAUCUAUCUAUCUAUAUAUUUUAUCUAUCUAUCUAUCUAUCUAUCUAUCUAUCUAUCUAUCUAUCUAUCUAUCUAUCUACAGCAUCAUUUCUAUGGGUGUUCUUUCUGUAGAUAUUAUAUCUAUCUAUCUAUCUAUCUAUCUAUCUAUCUAUCUAUCUAUCUAUCUAUCUAUGUGUGCACAACAUCAUUUCUGUGGAUGUUUAGCACAUACUCGAACGUUCCUCCUACUGUGCCCUCUGCACCGCCACCCUUUGAUUACGGCAUCCCUGACCAGAAGAUAUCGCUGACCGCGCUCCAUACAACAAGUCCCGGCUCACACUCUGGCGGAACCCUCCCGCGCAACCUCACUUACGGAUACCACCACUUCCAUAACCCUAGUCAAGCAUACAGCACAGUCAACCGGACAAUGUACGCUCCCUAUCCCUUGGCACCCCAGUCUGAGUACAUACCCGGACAGAUGUCGACGGAAUUCCCCGACGGCAAUGUUACUAUCGGAUUCCACCAACCACCACCUCCACCACCACCUGCCGGUAAUCUGGGAUUCAUGCCUCCGCCGUAUCCUCCCAUGUCGAACGCUCCUCCUGUCAGUUCUCAGUUUUCCGGACCUGUCAGCGUCGGCUAUUCUCGAAUACAAGCUCCCCACGACUCCCAUUCGUCACAUCAGGCACACCAUCAAUAUCAACCUUCCUUUAAUCGAAGCCAUAACCAGCAAUUUACUCCAGCUCAUCAUAACACUUCCCCGCCUUCAAUCAUUGAUGGUGGCCCAAAUAGUACAGAGGUUUACAACGCAACUACAGUCACUUCCUCGUCGCAGAGUGUGAGUAAUGCGUACAAACGACGUCGAGGUCUUAUUGCCGUCUCCUGUUUUACGGGACUUAUUCUCCUGAUAAUAUUAAUUGUAUUUAGUUUGUGA